AUGCGGGAGGGGAUGAGGGAGAGGGACAGAGGCGGGAGCCCGGAUGCGUCGGGCCCUCCUCCCUUCCGCGGGCCGGCGUACAAGACGAAGCUGUGCGCGCUGUGGAGGGGCAGGGGCGGCUGCCCCCGCCCCAACUGCGGUUUCGCCCACGGCGAGGCUGAGCUCCGGAGGCCGCCCCCCCGCGCCUCCUUCCAGCCUCGCCCUCGACCUGGGAGAAGGGAUUACAGAGAUCAUGAGUUUAGACUUAAGCCUGAGAGAAGACACUCACCGAGGUAUUCCCCCGAAAGAGAUACCAGGCGUCGUUCGUUUCGUGAUAAGAGACCAAGUUCUGAAGAUAGGGGAUCUAGUCAUUCAAGAUCACCUAUUAGGAAGAGUGAGAGAAAACAUAGCAAAAGUCCUGAUGGUGGAAAAACCGAUUCAUCCAUAAGUUUUAGAAGUUCUGAUAAUGAAGACACAGGAAAAGAUGAAAGGUACUUAAGCAGUGAUGAGAAAAAUGGUCGUGAAGAACAACUGAAACAAAUGCAUCUGGACAUGGAAGCAUUACGUGAAGAUAAAUCAAAGCUGGAGGCGAUAUUGGAGAAGAAGACUGAUGAAGAGCGCAAACUUUGUAGCAGAGUAGAAGAUCUUGAAUUGCAACUGAACAAAGAGAGAGAAGAUUGCCAAAGGAUGACCUCCAAAACCAAAAAGCUAAUCAAAUCACAUGGGCGUUAUAUAAAAGCACAGGAGGAUUUAAAGAGGUCUCAGGCUCGCUUUGAGAGGCUAGCAGAUUUGCUUGCUUCAGAUAUUUUGAAGCCUUGUACCAAGGAGCAGGGUUCCAUCGGGAUUACUGCCAAUGAAGAUCCAUAUGAUGCUAAUGGAAUGAGCCCAAGAAAGAGACACAGAGAGAAUGACGAUGAUAUGAUCCCAGCAUCAGAGAAGUAUAGACCUGAAGAUGCACUAGAACAUGUCCAAGAUAGCAAGGGAACUGAUCUACCAGAAUCAUUUACAGUGAAGAAGUUAAGGGAGGGUGACUACGAUGAUGUAGGAAACAUUGUCUCUUCAAGCAAUAUUUUUGCAGAUAGGUACAAGGGUGAUGAUGAUGAGGAAGUUGAUGUUGAUUAG
Molecule: messenger RNA, 1101 nt
Organism: Miscanthus lutarioriparius
Lineage: Eukaryota; Viridiplantae; Streptophyta; Magnoliopsida; Poales; Poaceae
Source: the annotation of a GenBank genome assembly